Molecule: messenger RNA, 9063 nt
Organism: Lytechinus pictus (painted urchin)
Lineage: Eukaryota; Metazoa; Echinodermata; Echinoidea; Temnopleuroida; Toxopneustidae
Product: EH domain-binding protein 1-like
Exons: 21
Coding region: 1-3228 (1075 amino acids)
Biological process (GO): actin cytoskeleton organization
Cellular component (GO): microtubule organizing center; filamentous actin
Molecular function (GO): protein binding
Source: RefSeq, a predicted model, not a curated record
AUGAAAUCUCUCUCCGAAGUCGAUUGGCAACCAGAUAGAUUGUGUGUAAUAUGGACAAGAAGGGGCAGGAAGGAAUCCACUGAGCUUCACAAAUGGGUACCCGGAAUCAAAGACCCAUACAAAGGCACAGUAACAUGGACAGUACCAGAGAAUUUGGAAAUCACCGUUACAUUAUUCAGAGAAAAUCGAGCCGAUGCUCUGUUUGAGGACAAAGAAUGGCUCUUUGUUUUAGAAGAUGAAGCAAAGAAAGGCAAGCGUCGCGUGUUAGCACAAGGUGUAAUCAACAUGAAAGACUUUGCUAGUAUGGUGCCAACGCAAGAAAGACAGAGGAUUACAUUAAAACCUGUGAGUAAGAAGAUCGUCAGUGCAUCCCUAGAGCUCACCGUUUCCUGCAUGCUCCUCAGAGAAGGGGCCGCGACUGAUGAUGAUAUGCAGAGUCUUGCCAGUAUUCUUAGCUUUCACCAACCGGACAUUGCCGAUCUCAAUGAUUUCGAUGACGAGGACGACGAGUUCGAUCGCGAGAUCCUUACAUCGGAGAAGAUCUCUAAAUUGGCAAGUCAGUACACCUUCAUGGGACCGGAUGAUAAUACAGAGGAUCCUUUCAGCGCUUUAGAUGCUUUAGAAGAGGAAGAAUAUACAGGUGACCCGUUCCUAAAAUGUGACUCUCGCGGUCGACCGACACGUCUGGAUGCCUCUUUCAACAGUGACUCCGCUGAUGCUUUAGGAGAAUCCUACGAACAUGGUGAAGGUUUCGAUGAUUUUGAGUAUGAUGGAGGAGCUAACUACCAACAGGAACUAAGAGAAAGAGAUGAGGAUAUAUCGCCCUCAUCGGAUUCUACCACUCCCACUGUUUCAUUAACCCCUAGUACACCUGUAGCAUCAACAGAUUUUGGAACUCCUUAUAUGGUAGCCGAUGCAGCAGAUUUUGAUGAUGCAGACAAGAAGCAGCGGAAACGAAAAGCACCUCAACCUCCAAACGACGGCGGCACCAACUCGUCCCCAUCCUCCCCCCAACCCCCCAAGCAGAAAGACGGUGGAUGGGCUACUGCGGGAACCACUGAACCUGUAAGUAGCCGCUCUCCAUCCCCCACUCACUCUACGUCCUCGAUCGUGGCAGCCUCCAGACAGUCUCCCAUUCCAAUGGAGGGAGACAAUGAAGAAGAAGAAGUCCGGGAGAAACCAAUCCCCAGCCCUAGAUCUUGGGCUUCUGCAAGUCCUAGCCGACGACGUUCUAGCGAAGGAAAAGAGAGUCCUUUAAAGUCCAACAAGAAUGCACCAAGCCAGCAGCUGUUGCUAUGGUGUCAAGAGGUCACCAAAGGUUAUCGAGGGGUCAAGGUCACCAACCUGACAACCUCUUGGAGGAAUGGUUUGGCUUUCUGUGCAAUCAUCCAUCGUCAUCGGCCAGACUUAAUAGAGUUUUCAUCACUGUCACCACAUGAUAUAAAGGGCAAUAACAAGAAGGCUUUUGAUGCCGCUGCUGCCUGUGGCAUUCCAAGACUUCUUGACCCUCAAGACAUGGUCCUUUUGGCCGUACCGGACAAACUUGCCGUUAUGACUUAUCUCUUUCAACUGAGGGCGCACUUUACCGGCCAUGAACUGGAAGUCAAAAGGAUUGGUCGUACAACGAAAAAGAGCACGUACAUUGUUGGGAACUACUCAUCAGACAAAUCCAUGCCAGAAGAUGUAUUUGCACAGGAAACAAAUGUCAUCCAUGACAACAGGGUUGUAGCAAAUGGAGAGAGGACAGAAAAUGGAGAAGAGGUUGUUUCAAAUGGAGUUCCAAAGAGCCCAGGCUCACCAACUAAAUCAGGACCCAAUAGCGGGAAGAACUCCCAAAAGAAUGGUGAAGACAAGGUGGAAGGAGUGGACAACAUGAACAUUAAGAACUCGGACAGCAACGGGCAUACGGACCUGUCAAGAAGUGCUACCAGUAGCAAUGUGGAAAUGAGACUCCCAAAACAAACAUCAAAAGAUAAAGAAGCAGAAUCAAAUGGUGUUGACUCUGAUAAGAGCAGGACUCCUGCAGAUACUCCUGCAGAGAAUGGGAGGAGCCCUGUAGGAGCUGGUGGAGACCAGGUGUGGAUCAGAGCUCCUGCAGGUGCCAAGAAAGACACUAAAGGGGAUCUGGAAGCCAGUCAGAAGUCUAAACAGGAGGAUUUGAAGGAGCGAGCUAAACGAUUACUAGAGCUAGCUCGGAAGGAGGCAGCAGUUAAAAGAGCAACUCUGAAGAGAGAACAGUCGCGAGAUGGAGAUGCUAAUGAGGAGGAAGAGAAGCGGAAAGAAGAGUUGAAAAUAAGAGCCAGAAAAUUGAUAGCAGAAGCCCGCGGUAGCAUUAAUAAACCUCAAAUAGAAGGGAUUGAUGAAAUGACUGAAGCCGUCAAGGAACAAGCUACAAUAGGUCUUGGUUACAACUUUUAUCAAUAUGGUGGUCAGUGUGGUGAGAAGGCAGGAACAGAUGGACAGCCACUGGCCAGCCCUGACCAACCCUCACCGGUCAGCCCCGAUGAUAAUCAAAUCACCAAGGGGUUGACCAAGGGUAUAGCGGUCAAGACACCACUCCAAUCCUUCACCAAUCUCGUCCAGCCGGUACAGAGAAAAGCCAAGACUCCAGAUGACUCGUCAGAUGAGGCCAGGACACCGGAUGGACAGACCAAAGAAGAAAUCAAAGAUUCAGAAGAGAAAGAUCAACAAGUGGAGAAGAGUAAAGAAGGAACAGAAGAUCUCAUGGAUGAAGAUCUUCAAGAGACGAGUGAAUACAUCCUCGGUGAAUACUCUGCUCUGGAUCGGGAACAGAAGCAGAUCGACGAGAGGGCGGCAUUCGUCGAGAAAGCUCUUCGACAGGCCAUGGAGGAAGGUACGGAUGAUGAAGCAGCUCUUAUGCAGGAAUGGUUUGAAUUGGUCAACAAGAAAAAUGCUCUCAUCAGACGGCAGGAGCAGCUUAAUGUCAUGGAGAAAGAGCAUGAUCUUGAGAGGAGGUAUGAAAUGCUUAAUCAAGAACUCAGAAAGAUGAUGGAAAUCGGAGAUUGGCAGAAGACGGAGGAGGAGAGACAAAGGGAGGCUCUACUGUUAGAAGAUCUUGUGAUCCUUGUCAAUAAACGCGAUGAGCUUGUUAUGGAACUCGAUGCCCAGGAACGAGAGGCUGAGGAGGAAGCAAAUUACUUGGAGAAUGCUUUACUUAGGAGACGGAAUAAAGGAUCAAUAAAAGAUGAGAAGUGCAGUAUACAAUGAGGAAAACAAACGGAUCAUGACAUGUUCGUACAUAGACUAAUUGCUAAUAGUUAAACAAUUGCAGUCAGAGUUUAUGAAGGUAAAUGAGGACAAGUGACAAUGAGAACAAAUAUCUACCUGUGAUGAAAUUUCCUAAGAAUACUGAUUUGUUCUUAAAUUCACAUUUUCUAUGUGAUUCCUGUGUGUUAAGACUCAAAUAUAUAAGGACUGCAUCUUUUGAUGUAAAAUUGAUUUUGUGUGAAGGAGGCUUUGUCACGUACAAUUAGCUUCAAAUGUGAUUAUAAACAAAGGGAUAUGUAGGAACUAACGAAAGGAAAAUUGCUUGUUCAGGAGAGUGAAAAAAGUUUUUUUUUUUUUCUUUUUCUUUUUUUGCCUGUGCAUGAUGGUUUUUAUCUUUAAAGGUACUAAGAAGCCAGAUUAUUGCAAAACCAGAGUUAUGAAUGAAUGAAUGUAUGAAUGGAUGAAUGAAUGAAAGAAUGAAUGAAUGGAUGAAAGAAUGAAUGAAUGGAUGAAUGAAUGAAUGAAUGAAUGAAUGAAUGAAUUAAUUAAUUAAUUAAUUAAUGAGUGGGUGAGUGAGUGAGUGGAGAAGUGAUUGAGUGAAUGAAUUAUUACACCAAAUAAUAGACAACAGAAAUUUAUCAGAGUAAAGGAAAAUCUUGAUCAAUUAACAUUUCAGAUUGAAUAUGUGACAUGUCAUGAAAUAAGAGUAUGUGUAAUAACUUUAGAAUCAUUUAUUAAAUUGCUGAUUGCCAUUUUUUUGUUUGUUUAUAAAAAAAACUUUAAAAGAAUAUUUUUAUUUCAUUUUCUUUGAAGAAAACUAAGCUUUAUGUGUAGUAUACUAAUACAUUGAACAUGUAUAGUUAUUUAAUUGCCUUGUACUUUUGAAAUUAAUUUCCUACUUUUGUGAAGUACUUUUUGUUUUGACAGUUUGAUUGGCAAACCAUUUAGUAUUUUGUACAUGAUUUGAAAUUGUACAUUUUUUUUUAAAUACAGCUAAGUUGUACAAUUUAUAACGGAUAUUAUUUGUGCCUUUCAGAAUUGGAUUUGGUUAAAGGUAUUUAAAGUUGAUAUUUUGUAUACACAUGUUAUUUGGGAGUAUUAGUGUACAUGUUGAUAUAAUGCAAAGGUGUAAUAUCUUAUGUUUAGGUCAAGUAUUACCAUUGCCAGCUAUUGACAUAUCAUAAACAAGACAUGAUUGCGAGAUCGAAAUAGAAUAACAUACACUCCGCAGUAUAUGGAAUAAAAACAUUUCCAUAGUUUAAGGAAUAUCAUAGAUAAUUUCUUUUAAUUUCUAAAACAAUGAUUUCCAACAAUACAUUACAAGUGAUUUAUGCUUGGAGAAGCAAAAAAUUAUUUUUGAAAUGCCACUUUUCUAGUUUGUCUGAUAUAUUGAUAGAUAUACGCAAAAGUUAAUAGGUUUAUAUCAAUUUUCUACAUUUUUCUCAAACAUUUAUGUACUUCUUUGAAGAUAAAAAAAAAGUUAUAUAUUUUAGGGCGUACAUGUAUAUACAUGUACCUGGUUACUAGAAUUGUCUAUUAGAUUCAAACAUUUAGUAAAGAAAAUAUUGUAAUGAAAUAUUUUGUUUGGAAAUAUUUGUAUAUAUGAUUAAUAUUGAAUUUGUUUUGCCUGGUAUUUAAAUAAGUGGACAUUGUUGCAUCUUUGAUAGAGGUGUAUAUCGUAUGAAAUAUUGUAUAUAAAAUACUCUAUAUUUGUUGGUGAGAGGUACAGUUGAUCUCUGAUGGUUGAUAUUAAUAGGUGUGUUUACGAGGAUUAAAGAAAGAAAGACAUAGAAAUACAGAGAGAGAGAGAGAGAGUGUGUGUGUGUAAGGGAGAGAGAAGGAGUGUGACAGAGAGAGAGAAAGAGUGCAAGGGAGAGAGAGAGAGAGAAGGUGGGGGUUAUAGUGAGUAGGAGGAAACUUUGUGUUUGUGGUUGUACAUUCGUUUUAUGUAUAUUGCUGAAAAAGUAUUCACCUAAAUGUGCAACAACAACCGAAAAAGCUAUUUAUUUUGUAGUUAUUAGACCCUGCUAUUAAAUAGUCAACGUAGAUAACAGUGGUAGAUGCAAGCUAAUGAUUCAAUUAAUAGUAAAGUAUUUGACUAUUUCCAUCAUUAUCUUUGUUAUUAUAUUGAAAUCCAUGCCAAAUUUAUUAACCAUCUACAACCUAAAUCAAUGUUAUGAAAAGUAUACCGAUAGUCCUACAAUUUAUUCAUAGGCAUUUGGGUUUGGGGACUUACUGGUUGUUAACAUAUUAUAUGAAAUGGUCUGUGAUCAUAUUGUAUGUUUAUAAAUGGAUAACAUAUUACUUUAACUUGAAAAUGAAAUAUAGAUUUACUGGGAUGUAGUAACUUGUUCAUGUUAUAGCAUAAUCUGCAAAAAGUGAUCAAUUGAACAUGAAUUAACUCUAUUUUUUAAAGUUUGUACGCAGAGUGUUUAUUUAAUAACAUCCAAACAAACUAAUUUCUCUAAUGAUUAACAUUGGGUGAUAUCAAGAGUGGUGUUGAACACUGAUGGUGUUAAACACUGAUGGAUGGUGUUUUUAGGAUGUGCACCGGCCUCAAUGUCCCAUGUGAGGAAAGACUGGUGUUUGGAUUAAAACCACUUUAUUUUGCACUGUUGGUGAUUAAAUUUUUACCAUUUUAAUCCAAAAGUCUGUUUUUAAGCUCAGCUCUUCAACCUGCAUUUUGCCCAAACCAACCAAAUACUAAACACUUAGCACCUAUACUCAACACCAUACACUUAAUAUUGAACUUGAAAUCUAUUAUAAUGGUCAUUCAUAUAUGUAUAGUUCUUGCCAUUUGUUCUUCCCCAUAUUUGUUACAAAAUUAGAUUAAAUCUAUUAUUUUCUCCUAUUACCUGAAAAAUCUUAUGUUUUUGUUUAUGUAAUUUACAAUUUAUCUGUUAUAUGAUUGUGGAUUUACCAUGUCUAUUCUUGACUUCACUCUUGUAAAUCAUUCUCAUUCAUUAUGUGUGGAAUAUGUCACAGGGUUAAUGUUUACAUUAGGUUAGAAUCUUUAUUUUUUCAAUUUCCGGGGUACCCAUUCACCUCACCUGGGUUGAGUGCAGCACAGUGGGGAUGAAUUUUCUGUGUGAAAGAAAACAUGCCAUUGCUGGGAUUCGAACCCUUGGCAUUCAGUUUGAAUGAUGAUGAGGGUCUGAACCACUAGACUGUGAUGUGCCCGUGUGUUGUGGUUUCAUCUUUCAAUAUCUUUAUAGUCAAAAUGACGAAGAACAACUCUCUCCAAUGAAUUGUAAUACAUUCUGAUGGAAGUUAACCAGGGUUUGUUUUAUCCCCUUUUUAAUUUGCCCUGUCCAACCAAUUCGUGCCUUUGUGUUAUUUAUUGAUAAGGUGUGUGUAUGUAUCCUAUUUCAUUGUAAUAGUAACAGGUGGAUUAAGAUUCAUAUGAAAGGUCAGAAUCUUGUUCAAUUCAUUCAGUUUCCUUUUAACAAAAAUAAUCUUUGUUUGUCGCGCGAGUUUGAUGACAUUUGGCUACCGGAUGUUUUGAUGAAGAUGAUUAUAAUCGGGGCGUGUCAAAUGUCAGUUUCCGAAUUUAAACAGCAACAUAAAUCAUGAUUGAAAAUGUGAUUACAAAACGCAGAUAUAAUGAGAAACAAAGGGUGUGUUCAAUGUCCUCCAUUCUGGAUCUUAAAAGUAAAUGUCUUUCAAAUCAUGAUUCGAAAGAAAAUUUAAUCGUCCAAAAAGAUGUGUUUGUAAACGCGAUUAGCUCGGAUUUUAUGACCUACAGCAUUGCGAAUCGGCAUUGAACACGAUUGAGUUUGGAAACGUUUUUAAAUUUGCUCUCAUAAUGGAAGCCUUCAACAAGCAGGUUACAGAAUUGACCUUGUGAUGGGUCAUACUGUGCACUAAAAUUGAGCUAACGAAAGUGGGAAAUUUAAAGAUGAUCAACAAAUUAUCAGCUUUAUAUUUUCAACAGUGAACAGCUGAUCGUGUUUGUGUUCUCUGUUUUAUAAUUGUUUUCAAUCAUGAUUCCUGUUGAUGUUUAAACUUGAAAAUGAACAGUGAACACAUCCUCAAGUUUGUUUAUGACUUUAUCAAGUGAAUAAAAGAAAAGAUAUUUGCUGUUUGUCAGGUAUGAUAGAAUUAAUAAAGCAAGUAGAAAAACAUUACUGAAAGUUAACUAUUUAGCAUAUUUUGGGCACAGCCCCAUAGUUAACACACUUUCAAUAUAUGACCAAAUUCUUUGAGCAGAUGUGAUGCAUCCAGAAUUAUUUGAUUUCAUUUAUACAGCAAACUAACUUCAGUUGAUUGGUGACAUGAUAUUUCCUCCGGCAGCAAUUGCUCCGUGCUUUAUAUAGGAUUAGGGUUGCAGAUGCAAUAUGGUUUCAUUUUAGAUUUAAGGUUAGUUUGGGGGGUAUAGUGUUGAAUCCUAAAUUGAAGUUGGUCAACUCAUUAGUGUAUGGAAUUUACAGCGGAGCAAUUUUCGCCAGAGCAUAUGUCAUGGAACCAUAAAAGUAGUUUAUAUUUUGGAUGAGAUAAAGACUCAAUGCAAAAGUGAUUAUGUGCUCAUUGGCAACGCUUGCACCAUCUCAUGGCAGCAAUUUUUUGAAUAAAAAAAAAUCAUUGAUGUUUUUUAAUUUGAUAAUUUAAUAGACAUUGGGGGAAAAAAUCAAUAAAACAAACAAGCAAAGUACAGUGCAACAAAUACAAACUUAUCGAUUUUUGUAUGGUUUUAAUUCAAUGAAAAGAGAAGUUAUAAUUGGUACAUUUGAGAGUUCUACCUUGUCAAAAUUUAAUUUUCAAAAUAUCUAACAGAUAUACUGUGCCAAAAUUUACUUCCCGGUAAAAACUAUAGGCAUCAAUGUUUUCUGUAGUUCGAUGAAUGCUCAUUAUUAUGAUUAUACCUUAAUCACAAAGUCAUCCUAAAUUAUUGUGAACUAAAGUUUCCCUUUUAGUCGGUCCAUUCAUGAUAAUUAUCAUGGGUAGCUCCAUUUGUAGUAAGCAUUAUGAAUGUCAAGGCUCCAACAUGCUUCUUAGUGCUUGUGAUUUAGAUGGUUUUGUCAUGUUCAAUGUAUGAAAAUUAUAUGUAAUGGAUACAAAAUUUAAACCAUUUGUCUUUCUGUGCUUAUAAGGGAAUAGUGAUGUGGUUCUAGAAAUGUUCAGAUCGUCCAAAUAUUACCUUUCAUUAUGCGUAGGAUAAUAAUUUUAUACUCCGUGGAUGUAACUAAUGCAAAAAAAAAUUCUUUACUGAACAUUAUGUAUGAACCCAUUUUUAUGUAAUAUAUAUGGGUGAAAUGUAAACUACUUUGCAACAUUCAUUAUCAUUCGUACACAAAUGACUAUUUUGCCUUACACUUAUGUUGACUUAUUUCAUUUCUUCAGGGAGAAAAAUAAACCAAUUGAACUUCUACCGAUUGUCCAGUUCAACAGUAGAACAUAUUGUAUAUGGAAUACUUUUUUGUGAUGAUUGGUCAUCUACCAACUGUAUUAGAUAGUGGAUUGUUCAUGUUAAUAAAUUCAUCUCUUGUUGUGAUAGUAAGAUAAAGCAACAAAUUUGCAAGAAACUCUGAAAAUGCUUUACGUUGUCACUCACACAGAUCAAAAUAGGUAUUUAUGUAUACUCCUUGGGCCUGUUGUAUAAAAGUUUUUACCUAAGAAAACUCUGGUAAAAACUGAAAACUAAGGUUAGGCUGAUUUCUGCCAUUGACUUUAACGCAGGGCAAAAACUCCGGUAAAAACAACCUGAGUUUUCUCAGGUAAAAAGUUUUAUGCAACAGGCCGCUUAUGUUGUAUUAUUAUUGUAUGCAGCACUUAGCAUGCAGGCACAGUCAUGUUGCAAUAAGAAAUAAAGGUGGUUGGAGAAAUUGCUAACAAAAA